Naegleria fowleri is the source of this 1869-nucleotide messenger RNA. RefSeq lists its product as uncharacterized. Lineage: Eukaryota; Heterolobosea; Eutetramitea; Acrasida; Naegleriidae. The transcript has a single exon. The coding region runs from base 1 to 1869 and encodes 622 amino acids. The record is from RefSeq and is a predicted model, not a curated record.
AUGGGCAGCGCGUUUAUCAAAUUCUCUUGCUCCAAAGUCUCUGAUUCUAAUGUCCACGAUCAUUCCAAGUACAAAACCAAGCGACAGAAAAAAGAGUUGAAAACCUUUAAGUCAUCAUCUACACCUUCAAAUUUAUCCUUCAAGAACGCAUACGAAGAAAGCAAUUUAAAUUCUUCGACACCGGUCUUAAUGAACUUAUGCCCUUCUGCCCCUACUCUGAACGACACUUCUAACGCAGAGGACGUAAGCAAUGAAUCUACGAAUGCAUCUCCUCGAAGAGGAAACAAAGUAGUUCCACUCUCGGCCGCUUAUUCAGAACAACAACAACAGCCAGAGUCUUCACCAUUAAUUCCAACCUCGUUUUCGUUCAGGUCUCCGUCUUUCACAUCAAACUUCAAGUUCAAAAAGAAGGCCGCAAGCUUUUUUGAAAUGAAAAAAAGUGAGGAUUUAGUAUCACCUACUGUAAAUAAUGAUCCCGUGAACACUAGUAGUAUUUCAAAAUAUGACGAUUCUUCGUACUUUGACAAUUAUCACACAUUGCCUCCUAUUCCUAUUGACGAGGCAGUUUUGCAAAAAGUAAUGACUCGAAAUCGUUCAGCAGGAAAUGUUUUACGAGAAAGCUUGGAGGUAUUUAGGUUUGGGGCUGCACAGCAAAAUUACAACGAAAAUGAAGAUAUACCGAUGGAUGAUGAUGAAAUUAAGUCAGUGGAAACAGUGUCCACGACCUCAAGUAGUACUGUGGAGGUGGAGAUUUUUAACCAUUCAGGCCCAAAAGCAGGGCUUAUGAAAACCAAAUCAUCAUACAGGCUCGAGAGAACAGGAUCAGGAGUUAAGAAGCCACAACUGUCUUCAUUUCACAGAUUCAAUACAAUUUCCGACAUCCAUAGAGCCCUUGUUGAAGAACAUCAAAAGAAAGCCCUUUCCAAACACUCUUCAAUUGCUUCCAUUAGGUCAAAAUACAGCCCAAUGAAGCGAGAUUCUCUAGACUCUCAAGUUACAACAUCUUCUGGAACAGGAACCAGUGGGUCUGGGUCGGUAAGAAGUCCAACUCCUCGUGUAGGAAGAAACAUGAAAAUUGAAGCAAAAGUUACAGGUACAGAAGCUCUGUUAUGCCCAAUACCUGAAGAACGACAUUUAGUGGCGAGUAUGAGCCUUAAUAACUUGUUUUCCAACAAAAUGCCAUCAUCAACUCGAAUUUUAGAUCCUGUUUCUUCGAACGGGGGUAAAGAGAGAAGGUUAACUCGAAAUUUUUCCUCUAAUCAAAUCAUAACAUCGAGUUUGUUAACGCAAGAAAAACAACUUUUAUCACAAAGUAGUCAGGAUUUGUUACGAGAUUUAAAAAAGCCAUCAAUACCCAAGACGUUGCAAAAAACGUCAAGUUUUAGAAGUACCACAUCCAAUACAAGCACUGUAUCCAAAGAAGAAAUUUUAAACAGAGUUUUCAAUACUGCUCCUUCUAGACCUACCCUUCCUCCAAUUAAACGUAAAAAGAAAGAAUCAAGAUUAAUUAUUGAUCCAAAAACAGGCUCAAUCAAAUAUACGGAUGAAGAAGAUGUCACAAGUGAAAAAAGUUCAUCAUCAACUACCAGAAGUGAUUUUUCAAGUCUAGAUGAAACUAAAACAAAUUUAGGGAACUCAGACAUUAUGAUCAAUAUACAAGAGCCUAAAGAAGCGCCUGAAGUUGUGCCUAAAUCAGCACCUAAAGUUACUCUAAGACAGCUGAAACUGCAAAAAAUUCAAAAAUUGAAGGAACAAAAGGAAACAGAAGAAAUGUUAAUUGCUUAUAUCAUGGAUGACAAAUAUUCAGAGGCAGAAAUCAACAAUUAUCUCCUUUCAAUUGGUUCCCACGAAUUCAUGGACAUUUUCUAA